Molecule: messenger RNA, 1030 nt
Organism: Uranotaenia lowii
Lineage: Eukaryota; Metazoa; Arthropoda; Insecta; Diptera; Culicidae
Exons: 4
Coding region: 22-570 (182 amino acids)
Biological process (GO): septate junction assembly
Source: RefSeq, a predicted model, not a curated record
AUCAUUCUUGAUCCGAUUUCAAUGCGGAUUCCAACAGAAAUAUCUCGACUGACGAUGGCCAGCACGGAUCAGAGUGGCACGGACCAAACGGAUCGGGGAUUGCGAAAGGAUUACUUCAACAGUAGUGGUCUCGUUAAGUUCCUGCCGCCGGUUUUCAAACUUCUCGAAUUGGCUGUCGCCAUAAUCUGCAUAGGACUGAUCGACGAUCCGGCCAAUAAUUCACGAUUCCGGGUGUUUAUGUCAACGCGUACAGCUGCCCUGGCCUACUCCACCUUCGUACCGUUCUUAAUCUUUCCACUGAUCUACUUGUUCGGGAAAGUGAUCAGAGAGAACAUCCCAUGGAAGUUACAAUCUCUACUUAAUCUAACAGCCUUCAUCAUGUAUCUGGCAGUAGCGGCUUGCCUGUUGAGUGAUUGGGCAGAAACGAAAAAUCGAAACUAUUGGCCACCGAAUACACAACGAAUGGACUUCCUGUGUGGUGCUGGUGCCGUAUCAAUUGUUGGGGCACUGCUUUUUCUGAUCGAUCUGGUCGUCACUGUGCGGUUGGGAAUCCGAGGAGACAUCGAAUAAAAAAAAAGAAUCAUCCGCAGCCGAGUCAACGGAUACGUUCAGUAUUGUAAAUAAAUAGCACAAGUAACACCGGAAUUCGUAGCGUUGGAUUACAUCCGUCCAGUCGUAGUGCAUAAUAGUUCACCAUAUAUGGAUCUUCUUUGACAACUUUCAAACUUAUUUUUUAUCACGUAUCAUAAAGACAUCAACAUGUAUUGACCAAAAAAUAGCUUUAAGGAUUAAAUCGUAUUGUUUUUUUCAUACCGUGGAUCUAUGGAUUGUUACAUUGACAUAAUUUACAUCGAAAACUAACUAGUGCAGAAUGACAAAUUUUAAAUAUUUUAUGUUAUUGUUUUAAAUAUGUGAAUGUUGAGCCAUAUUGCAGAUUAGCUUUAAUUUCAAUGUACAAAUAAAACAUUCGAUCAUGUUGAUUCGCGCCAGAUAUUUAAAUUAAUUUCAAUAAAUUACUGUGAAAUGUAAA